AUGCAGUCCAAGAUCGUCCUCGGCCUUUCCCUCCUCGCCGCCACCGGCAUGGCGGCCCCCUCCAACUCCAUCCACAAGCGUGCCGACUUCCCCAUCCCCUCCUCCAAGGGUUCCGUCUCCUACGAUGAGGCCAAGUCCAUCUCCGGCACCUUCGACGGUGGUCUCAAGACCUACGACCGUGGUGUUUCCUGCACUGGCCAGAAGGAGGGUGGCAACAAGGACGCCGUCUUCCUCCUCGAGGAUGGCGCCACCCUGAAGAACGUCAUCAUCGGCAAGAACCAGAUCGAGGGUAUCCACUGCCUGGGCAGCUGCAACCUCGAGAACGUCUGGUGGGAGGCCGUCUGCGAGGACGCCCUCACCUUCAAGGGUGACGGUGACGCCACCGUCACUGGCGGCGGUGCCACCGGUGCCGACGACAAGGUCCUCCAGCACAACGGCAAGGGCUCCAUCACCGUUGACGGCUUCACCGUCGUCGACUUCGGCAAGCUCUACCGUUCUUGCGGCAACUGCAAGCAGAACGGCGAUGCCCGCAAGAUCACCCUCACCAACGUCAAGGCCUACAGCGGCAAGUCCCUUGUCGGCAUCAACUCCAACUACGGCGAUGUUGCCACCAUCACCGACACCUGCGCCACCUCGGUCAAGGACAUCUGCGUCGAGUACGAGGGUACCAACGACAACGACAAGGAGCCCGAGAAGAUCUCUUCCGGCCCCUCGGACGCCUGCGUCUACUCCGACCUCCCCUCUUGCUAA
Messenger RNA from Lasiodiplodia theobromae, 750 nucleotides. Its product is annotated as Pectate lyase. The coding region runs from base 1 to 750 and encodes 249 amino acids. Gene Ontology annotation, molecular function: pectate lyase activity. Gene Ontology annotation, cellular component: extracellular region. The transcript is spliced from 2 exons. NCBI's taxonomy places the organism in Eukaryota, Fungi, Ascomycota, Dothideomycetes, Botryosphaeriales, Botryosphaeriaceae. Gene Ontology annotation, biological process: pectin catabolic process. The record is from RefSeq and is a predicted model, not a curated record.